This is a messenger RNA of Adineta steineri, 663 nucleotides long. The record is from the annotation of a GenBank genome assembly. Lineage: Eukaryota; Metazoa; Rotifera; Eurotatoria; Adinetida; Adinetidae.
AUGAAUUUUGAAUUGUUACCAAACGAGAUUAUAUUGACUCUGUUCGAUUAUUUUCGUUCGAUUGAUUUACUGAAAAUAUUUUCUGAUUUAAAUACACGUUUUAAUCUUCUUCUUUAUAAACAAUUUCGAAGAUAUCGUUUGAAUUGUUUAUCUCUUUCAAAACGUAUUUUUGAUGAUGUAUGUCAGCAACAUUUACCAUUUCUUACUGAUCGAAUAAUUACAUUAAAACUUUCAGACGAUUCAUCAACUACUGGACAAAUCGAUCAUUUCUUAUCUUAUAUUUCAUCAUUAUCAUUAUUAACUAAUUUACGGUAUUUAACAUUGUUAAACAUCCAUUCACGUGAAACUUUAAUCAAGCUCGUUAAUGAAUUUUCUUCUCUUUCAAAUGUAACAUAUUUAAAUAUUUCAUUUCGUUGUUAUGAAAAUGAUGAAAUAGAUUUUCAAAUGAUUAUUGAUAAUAUUUGGAGUUUACCGAAACUUAUUCAUUGUCGAUAUACAAUUUAUAUUAGAAAUCUAUCGAGUUUUUUAUUACCAACAAAAGUUUGUUCAACUCUAAAAAAUUUUUAUUUAUUUGGUCAACAAAUUCAAUAUAAUAAAAUAUUUCAAUUAUACGAAUGUGCUCCAUCUCUCAAACAUCUUCGAGCAUCUUUUAACAUUAACUAA